Messenger RNA from Amoebophrya sp. A25, 689 nucleotides. NCBI's taxonomy places the organism in Eukaryota, Dinophyceae, Syndiniales, Amoebophryaceae. The record is from the annotation of a GenBank genome assembly.
GACUUCAUGCGAUGCGCAGAGGCGGAAGACGAUGUGGGGAGCUGUUCUUGGUAUUUCGAUGUUUUUUAGUCCUUGAGUUUCUUUGAUGAUGUUGAUCUAAAUACGUAUAUUUUCGUAGUUCAAGUUGGUCUUGGUUACAGCACUUCGAAGACCAAACAGUCUUUGCUGAUAGUCAGUGAAGACAGGCAUGCUAGAGAACAACAUGCAAAUUCGCUGCCAUCAUCUAGAUCGUCUCUCAUCUCGCUUGCAUCAGGCAAUACGCGUACCUGCUGAUCCUGUUGAAUUUCGUUUCUGUUCCCUGUAGCACGUUUGCUGAAUACUUGAUGACGGAGGUCGGGUUGAGCAUCAGAGCCAUUCUGUCGAUUGCGGUGUACGAUGUCACGUGUCUUGAACUAGCCGCUCAUGUGACUGACCCUGCAAAGGACUUGAAUCUCAUCGCGCAAGUAUGACGUGACAGGAAAUAUUGUACUCAUACUCAAGAAAAACGGUAGCUUCCUUCAUCAUACUCAAGAAAAACGGCGACGUUUCUUGAGAACAAUGAAUGAGUACGCUUUUUCCUUUCAUACCAAGACGCCCAACGCUUCAUCGAGUUUACGCUUCUGGCACCACGUUUCCUCACAGCUCCUAUCCUCAUCGUAGCUGGGAUUGUCUACAUCUAUGUGUUGAUCGGUCCUGCUGUAUUGGCUGGC